GGUUUACGAACAGGGUUUUAGAAUUGGGUUCAGCUUUCCGCUCCAUAGCCCGCCGUAGCUCUGUAUUCCUCUUUCCUCCGACAAUCAACACACACCUGCACUCCCACCACGGAUCAUCGCCGACAACCGCUCACGGAACACCGUCGACGAUACAUCAAGCCGCAAACUAUUGUUCUUCGAUUGAGAAGGGAACACCUAUUCAGAGGUGUUGGUACCAAAAACAAAGCAACUAGUUCAAUCUCCCUAGCUACACGACUGACUCCAUGUCACUGUUUUGUUAAAGUUGCCAAGACAGUUCUUCAUAAUCUUAUUCUCUUGAUAUGGUACAAAUGGAGCCACGUGCUAAAGAACAAUUUGGGGACUUGGAGUGUGGACAAGAUUUGUGGAGUGCAAAAGAUGGGGGUGAUAGCAAUGCAAUCAUCUUGCCAGGAAAGAGAAUGAGUAAAAAGAAAGGCAAGAAUCAGGUCCAUGAAAAACUUAGGACCAAGAAAAUGCAGAAGAUGACAAAAUCUCAGAAAAGAAAGCUAAAUAAGAUAGAGGAGGAGAAGGAGAAAGCACUACUCUUAUCGAAAAGCAUUGAGACCUUGGAGAAAUACAAAAUUCGGGAUGAUGCAUAUGCAUUGAUGUGGUCUUCACGAAACCUUGGUCAGGUUGAAACUGUGCGCGAACGACGUAGAAGGGAAGUGCAAUUUUCUAAGGCGGGUUUAGCUUUGCCUCAUAGUGAUAAACCUUUCAAAAGAAAGGCUGCUGUCAGCCCUUCUUGUGAGAUUGAACCUGAUUCUGAGACAGUCCAGUCAACAAAAGGCCUUGUUGACGUAGACUUUCGGCAGCCUGUAAUGGCUGAGAGGGAAGUCACAUCUAAAACUUCUUUGGCAUAUUCCAAAGAAUCAGUUUCUAGCUGUGGACUUGGUGCAUUCGAUGGGUAUGAUGCUACCAAGCCAGUUGAGGAAAUUGCCAACAAGAAUAAUGAAACCUGCAUGCGAGAAGAUGCUCAAGAUUCUUUGCCUAUGACGUUCAAUUCUGAUAGUAGCAAAAGUAACAGCCCAUUGGAUCGGACCAUCGAAAGUCAAAAAAGGCAUAUUAGCUCGACCACCAACCUGGUAGAUUGUCCUCCUCAGGGAGUUCUAUGUCCUCCAGUUGUAGUGCAUGUAUUGAGACCAAAAGAGGUUGAGAACAGUCGGAAGGAUCUUCCAAUAGUCAUGUGGGAGCAGGAGAUUAUGGAAGCUAUCAAUGGAAACAUUACUGUAAUUAUUUGUGGGAAGACUGGUUGUGGUAAGACCACUCAAGUUCCGCAGUUCCUUUAUGAAGCUGGCUUUGGUUCGGACCAGUCUAGUGUUAGGAGUGGUAUCAUUGGUGUUACCCAACCACGCCGUAUUGCUGUCCUUGAAACUGCCAGGAGGGUGGCAUUUGAGCUUGGUCUUCGUGUAGGCAAGGAGGUUGGCUUUCAAGUUAGGCAUGACUGCAAGAUUGGAAAUAGUUGCUCCAUCAAGUUUAUGACUGAUGGAAUUUUGCUACGAGAAGUGCAGAGUGAUUUCUUAUUGAGGAAGUACUCUAUCAUAAUUUUGGAUGAGGCUCAUCAGAGAAGUUUGCACACUGACAUACUUAUUGGAAUGCUUUCCCGUGUGAUACAACAGCGCCAGAUUAUCUAUGAGGAACAGCAGCGUAAGGUCUUUUCAGGAGAAAGAAUUAGCCGUGAAAGUAUGAUCUUUCCACUGAAAUUGGUGCUGAUGAGUGCCACCUUGAGAGUCGAUGACUUUGUGUCUGGAAGAAGGAUAUUUCUCAACCCCCCUCCAGUAAUAGAAGUCCCAACCCGGCAAUUUCCGGUGACUGUCCACUUCUCGAAGCGAACGGAAAUAGUGGACUAUAUUGGCCAAGCCUAUAAGAAGGUCUUGUCAAUUCACAAGAGACUGCCACCUGGUGGCAUACUUGUCUUCGUAACGGGUCAGAGAGAAGUAGAGAACUUGUGCCGGAGGCUACGUAAAACUUCAAAGGAAUUAGUUCAGAAUGGCUCUAAAAGAAUCAUGGAGAAAGAAGUUUCUACAAUCGCAGCAGGGAACUCCAUAGAGGAAAAUGAUAUGAAGGAAAUUAACGAAGCAUUUGAGAUGCAUGGAACUUCACAAACUGACAGGUUCAGUUCCGAUGACGUUGAUCUAGGUGAUUCAGAGGAUAAUGAGUCUGAUUUUUCUGAAGAUAUGGAGACAGAUAGUGAUCUGGAAGGAACUGAUGAUGUGGAUUUAUUGAACCAUGAAACUGAGAAUAUUGAUGAUCUUUCAGAAGUAUUCAGAGACGAAGGGAAAGUUGCUUCAUUGACAGCUGCAUUCGAGGUUUUGGGUGAAAAAACUACCUUGAAUCCUGAUUCUGAUGAGAAACAGGUUGUUCCUUCCACUCCAAAAAGCUGUUCAAACCAAUCCAUUCCCAAUGUGGGGGAGAAAAGGGGUGCAGCUGGUCUCUGUGCUGGUGCAAUGUGUGUUCUUCCCCUUUAUUCCAUGCUUCCCGGAUCAGCGACGCAUCGUGUGUUUGAAGGGAUCCGGGAAGGAGAACGCUUAGUUGUUGUUGCCACUAAUGUGGCUGAAACCUCUUUAACUAUCCAAGGUGUAAAGUAUGUGGUUGACACUGGAAGAGAAAAGGUUAAGAACUAUAACUCCUCCAAUGGCAUAGAAACUUAUGAAGUCCAGUGGAUAAGCAAGGCAUCUGCUGCUCAACGUGCAGGAAGAGCUGGAAGAACCGCACCUGGCCACUGCUAUCGCCUCUAUUCUUCUGCAGUUUUUAAUAAUAUUUUCCCUGACUUCUCAAGUGCUGAGAUAUCAAAAGUACCUGUUGAUGACAUCGUCCUGAUCAUGAAAUCCAUGGGUGUUCAUAAGGUUUCAAAUUUCCCAUUUCCUACUCCGCCCGAGGUUACUGCCUUAGCCGAAGCUGAGCGUUGCUUAACGAUUCUUGAAGCCCUUGAUAGCAACGGGAGACUAACACCCUUAGGUAAGGCUAUGGCACAGUAUCCCAUACGUCCUCGUCACUCGCGGAUGCUCCUUACAGUUAUCCAAAUCGUGAGAAAGGUGAAAAGUUAUGAUAGGGCGAACCUUGUACUAGGAUAUGCAGUGGCAGCAGCUGCAUCUAUGAGCUGUCCGAAUCCUUUUGUAAUGCAAUUUGAGGGAAGCCACAAAGACAUGGACGGCUUGAAGCAGGACGAAGAGAAAAGUAUAGACAAAGAAGAAAAGUUAGGAAGAAAGAAGCUAAAAGAAUCUGCUAAACUAUCUCGUGCAAAAUUUUCAAACCCCAGCAGUGAUGUUUUGACCAUAGCUUAUGCAUUGCAGUGCUUUGAACGUUCUAUAAGACGAGAGGAAUUCUGCAAUGACCACUCCUUGCACCUGAAAACCAUGGAGGAGAUCUCCAUGCUGAGAAAACAGCUACUUCAACAGGUGUUUAACCAAAGUACUAACGAUCCGCAGCAGGAGUUUUCAUGGACUCAUGGUAGAAUGGAGGAUGUUGAACGUGCUUGGGGGGUCGUUUCUGAUAAGCAUCCUCUUCUACUGAAUGAAGAGGAGCUCUUGGGUCAAGCUAUAUGUGCUGGUUGGGCUGAUAGGGUUGCCAAACGCGUCAGAGGAGGUUCAGUGUCAGAGGGAGAUAGAAAAGUUAAUGCGGUUCGCUAUCAGGCUUGCAUGGUUAAAGAAACAGUUUUCCUCCAUAGGUGGUCUUCUGUCUCUAAAUUUUCCCCUGAAUUCCUGGUGUACAGCGAACUGCUAUAUUCAAAAGAAUCAAAACGGCCAUAUAUGCAUGUGGCGACUAGUGUGAAAUCUGUUUGGCUUGUCAAGUAUGCUAAGUCUCUGUGCACUUUCUCUGCCCCCCUCGUGGAUCCCAAACCUUAUUAUGAUCCUUUGACUGACCAAGUUUUCAGUUGGGUUGUUCCGAGUUUUGGCCCUCAUCUAUGGCAGCUCCCAUUGCAUAAUGUUCCUAUCGUAGAUGAUGUGCACAGAGUACCUGUAUUUUCUGCUUCUUUACUUGAAGGCAAUGUGUUGCCUUGCUUACGAUCUGUCAAGAAGUUCAUGGCAGCCUUACCUGCCAGCAUUCUGAGGCCAGAGGCAGCAGUUCAAAGAAGGGUUGGGAAUCUUCUAAAUAAGUUGAAGUCCAGGUUGAGAGUCAUUGACAGCUGUGCCAUGUUAAGAGAGGCCUGGGAUGAGAAUCCCAGGGAAUUGUAUUUGGAAAUUCUAGACUGGUUUCAAGAGGGUUUUCAUGAUCAGUUUGAAGAUCUUUGGGCCAAGAUGCAUCAUGAGGUUCUUUUAGACCCUAAAGAACGUUUCCCAAAAAGGUUCAAGAGAGAGAACAGGGUUAAAAGAAGCAGGCUCGCUUAAAAGAAACAGGCUCCAUCUUUCAAGGAGCUAUCUACUAGAUUCGCUCUUCAAUGUGGAAUGCAGCAAGUGUGAAGUCAAGUUCGUGGAGGACAAUACGAGUCAGGAUCGGGUUCAGUUUUGAAGGGAGAGGUCACAUUCAGCAGCGGAACAAAAACUGCUUAUGUCUAUAAAUCUUGUUUGUGUUCCGUUCCCUUGUAUUUAAGCUAUUGUUCACCAACAUUACAUUUAUAGUUCUUGGAUAGAAUGUCCGCAAAAUUUACCAAGUUCAUAACAAAUCUUAUUGAUUUGCGUA
Messenger RNA from Rhododendron vialii, 4635 nucleotides. RefSeq names its product ATP-dependent RNA helicase DEAH13-like. Gene Ontology annotation, biological process: maturation of SSU-rRNA from tricistronic rRNA transcript (SSU-rRNA, 5.8S rRNA, LSU-rRNA). Bases 321 to 4343 code for a protein of 1340 amino acids. Gene Ontology annotation, molecular function: ATP binding; RNA binding. NCBI's taxonomy places the organism in Eukaryota, Viridiplantae, Streptophyta, Magnoliopsida, Ericales, Ericaceae. The record is from RefSeq and is a predicted model, not a curated record. Gene Ontology annotation, cellular component: intracellular anatomical structure; nucleolus. The transcript has 15 exons.